AUGCCAUCUUCACUCUUCAUCUUCAAGCCAUCGUUAGCCUUCAUCUUCAAGCCUGGAGUGAGGGGAAUAUUGUCGGACCUGACGUGUGAUAGUGAUGGGAAGGUCGACAAGUUUAUUGGAGGUGAGUCAAGCUUGCCCCCCCAUGAAUUGCAAGGCAUUGGUGGUAGUGGUGGGGGAUACAAUUUGGAAAUGUUCUUAGGUGGGGCUUAUGAGGAGGCGCUUGGAGGAUUCCAUAACCUGUUUGGCGGCCCUAGCGUCGUACGUGUGUCCCAGAGUGAUGGCCCUCACAGCUUUGCUAUGACGUGUGCCGUCCCUGGAGUGGCAUGCAGGGAUGUUCUCCGGGUGAUGUAG
Molecule: messenger RNA, 351 nt
Organism: Coffea arabica (coffee)
Lineage: Eukaryota; Viridiplantae; Streptophyta; Magnoliopsida; Gentianales; Rubiaceae
Product: arginine decarboxylase 1B, chloroplastic-like
Biological process (GO): spermidine biosynthetic process; L-arginine catabolic process
Molecular function (GO): arginine decarboxylase activity
Source: RefSeq, a predicted model, not a curated record